CAGACCCGCUAGCCAUAGCCAUAGGUUUCCUCCCGUCCGCCUCGCUCGACGGCGCCGCCACCGCCGCCGCCGAUUUCUUGCUCCGGCAUGUCGGCCCCAGCUGUUCGCUCUCCCCCGUGGGAGGAGGGUCACACUUCGGCUCGUAUCAGGUCCUUCGGUUCUCCCCCUAACGGGACGGCCGCCGAGAGGCUCACCGACGACCUCAUCGUGGAGAUCCUCUCGCGCGUCCCCGCCAAAUCGCUCUGCCGCUUCAAGUGCGUCUCCAACCACUGGCUGAGCCUGAUCGACCAUCCCGAUCACCGCAAAAAGCUCCCACAAACCCUGGCCGGCUUCUUCUACACCAGCACUGACUUUGAGCGCUUCCAGAAAUCAGCACACCAUCUCGCCAAUGUCUCGGGGAGAAGCUGCCCUCCCAUAGACACCUCUUUCUCCUUCCUGCCCAACCACCGGCGUGUCGAUCUAUUGGACUGCUGCAGCGGCCUCCUCCUCUGCGCUCGUACGCUGCCGGGGGUGACGAGUGCCGUUAUAUUGUGUGCAAUCCUGCGAGGGAGGAGUGGGUCAUGCUGCCGGAAACCAGCAAUGCAGGCAUGGUGGUGGGCUCAGUAUGUCUCGGUUUCGAUCCGGCCGUGUCUUCCCACUUCCAUGUAUUUGUGUUGCUGAAGGUGUUGAUGGAUCAUGAUGUCACCAGAGUGGAUGUGUAUUCAUCGGAAACCGGGGUCUGGGUUCGUAAAGAAAAGAGAUGGAAGGAGAAUAUUUGGCUUCUUAGUCCUCAGUACACGUCUGCUGUUUUCCUCAACGACUGUAUGCAUUUUCACGCCUAUGGCAGUAGGUCAUGUCAUUGUCUAGCUGUGGUUGAAACGGAGAGGGAAACAUGGAUGACCUUCCGUGUCCCGCAUGAUGUGUACAGUACUGGUUUUCUUCAGCAGUCACAUGGCUGCUUGCAUUAUUCCAGUUUUCAGAUAAGUGCAGAUCAUGCUAAGGUUCAACUAAUGGUUUAUGCUCUUGAGGAUUAUGACAACAAAGAGUGGAUGUUGAAGCAUAGUGUGGAAACCUCACACAUAUCUGGAGGGACAAUCCUUAAUAGUUACCUCUGGAUGGCGAUUCAUACGGAGUGUGACUUGAUCUUCUUCACCACGGGAAGGGGAAGAGAUACCAAUUUCAUGUGCUAUAAUAUGAAUAGUCGACAAGUCAAAGUGAUAUCCAGUCUUGAGUAUGGUGAUCGGCCAUAUCUGCCGUACGUGCCUUUCUAUGCAGAGUUACAAUCAUUGCACACAUGAUGUCAAUAAGAGAUUGGGGGUUCCUGUAUAAGAAGUGUGAAUCAGUAGUCAAGUAUUCGUACUAUGGAGCAGUUGGCUUAUGGUAUCUGCUCUAGUUUGAUUCUCAUUUUCUUUAAAUGAUGAUGUCUUCAUCCUUUGAAGUUUGGAGCAAUGGUGGUUCAGUAUGGCAGUUUUCUUAUUUCUCUGAGAUUAGUUCUUGUAGUGUUCAAGGCGGGGAAAAUCUGUGAUUAUGCUGUUAAAGGCAUGAUAAAUGAUUAUCAUGCAGCUUACACUGAUGAUAUCAUCAAUGUUUAGUUGGGGCAACUAUAUGCAUCUCAUUGACGGAGACCAAGUAAAUGACCAACUAUGAACUAUAUACUUUGGAUGAUUGCAUUCAUACACUGUCACCCGGCCCUUUUGAUGCUAAUUCAUCGUGGCUUGUUUAAAUAGAAAAUGGUGCUGGCAUCAGUACAUCUGUGCUUGGAUGAAAAUAUCCAUUCUUUCACAUACUUAC
Molecule: messenger RNA, 1770 nt
Organism: Triticum aestivum (bread wheat)
Lineage: Eukaryota; Viridiplantae; Streptophyta; Magnoliopsida; Poales; Poaceae
Product: putative F-box protein At4g09190
Exons: 2
Coding region: 88-660 (190 amino acids)
Molecular function (GO): protein binding
Source: RefSeq, a predicted model, not a curated record